AUGGCAAACUCCCAGUCAGCACGUGUUCCCUUUCUUAACUGGGGUAAUGACUCCCCCCUGGAACAUCAAGAGCAGAGUAAGAAGAAUAUAAUGAGAGUUAAAAUCUUACCGCUGGUGGCCGGGGGGUGGGGCUAACAUUUUUAAAGAAGAGCACUAGAUCUGGUCAGUCGACUGCUGGGCAGGUCUACAUCUUCAUCUACUGCUAUACUUGGAAAAGAUUGCCGAUUGAGCCAAGUCAUGUCCAUGAUCAGCCAAUACUGGGCGGACUUUUUAAGAUCUAUCAAAGUUUAGUCAUGGCUGGUCUGCCUAGCAUAGAUCUUUAGUCUUUCAGUUAUGAGAAAGGUUUGCCCUGUAAUAUAAGAAAAUACUUGCUUUUAUUGAAUCAGCUACACAGCCAUUGUGUUGAUUGAAACACGUAAAUAGUAAUUACGAAAGCUUGUAUGAGAAAGUAAGAUCAUUCACCAAUGGAAAAUUCAUUUAGCUGCCCAAAAAGCAUGAUUACGACCACAGUCGACGUGAAAUGACACAAUUUUCCACCAAAAGUCCUUCAAUUAAGCUCUCAUAAUAACCGUCUGAACCGUACCAGUAUGCUUCUCUCCAGCGUGACGUCAAACUAUUAAUUUCUAACUAAUUUUUUCCCAAUUCUAAGAGGGAGUGGACACUAGUUAUAGAUAAAAGUUAACCGUCUCAUCCUGCCCAGUUUCGUAGUUUUGUCUUCAUAUUCUUGGGCUAUUUUUAACGAAAAUCGUCGGUGAAAGCAUAGCAUCCAAGUGAAUUUCUCUUUAUACUCCCCUCCAGUGUAAAUUCAAAUUGUUUUUUGUUUGUUUGUUGCUAACAGAUCCUCCGCCAGGACCACUGAACUGCUCAAGUUGCGCGGCAUUUAGCGAACAAAGUUGCAUAGCGAUGCAAACUGUAGAACAAUGUCCAGCACCUUCACCAGGCCAGGAAGACUUGGUUUGCUUUACUCAACAAGCAUCUGACUCAAAUACAAACCAAACAUUUUUCACCAGAGGAUGUAUUCUGCCGUCCCUGUGUGAUCUUGUUUGCUCGUCGUUUAAUAACAGUAGAGGGGGAGCAAUUGAGUCUUGUUCAACGGUUUGUUGCAAUACAAGGUUAUGCAAUGCUGGGUCUCUUCCAACUACCCAGGCGCCAACAACAAUGGUUCCGUCAACAACUGUACAACCAACAACUCCACUUGGUGAGAAAUAAAAUAUAUAUAUCAUAAAAUAACAUAACAUAACAUAUUAUUAGCAUUCCCAUAUACAGAAAUGGUAUUGCUUUUAAACUGUUAAUUACCAUUAUAAUUUUAAUAAUGUUUAAAUUAACUAAAUAAAUAGAGAGUAUCAAUUAAAUGUAAUAACUAGUUAUCUCUAUUUCCUAUGCUUGUGUUUCAUGAAAUAAGUUUCUCUAGGUUCAAAUGCUUCAUAGACAUAGUAGCUUCGUUUUUACAAACUUAUGUAUCAAUAUUAUUAAAAAGAAAUAUAACUUUUUCUGAUUCGUUGAAAUCUACGAAUUUGAAGUACUUGGCUUCUACGUCUUGAAAAAAGUGUUUUCUUAAAUUGCUAUAUAAAUUGCAUUCCAAUAGAAAAUAAAUUUCAUUUUCUACUUUAUUCGACGAGCAAAAACUGGCAAAUUCUAAGAUUCUCAGAAAUUUUGGGAAGAUGAUAUCUAUCAGUCUCAAUUCUUAACUUUUGGUUCCUUAAUCGUAACUUUGCUACUUCCUGGCGGUGUUUUUUAAUAUUCUAAUCCACUAACAUCAGUCUUAAAAGUAGAAAAGGAAUUCAAUUUUUUGUAAGAUCGCAACAAAUUAUCAAAUUACAUCAAAUUAUAAUCAAUGAAGUGGUAAUUAAAAACUAUAGCAAGAUUUCUUAUUGCCCAGUAAUUCUAAAAAACACACUCAUAAUCUCUUAAAGCAUCUUUGAAGAUCACGCUACCAUUUUCACUCCGCCAGAUUUUCAAUGUUUUCUACAAUAUUUGAGCAAAUUUAAUGGUUCUAUAUCAGUGCUGAGGUAAUCGAAACCACGACAGAGGUAAGGCAGAGUCAACGGAACUUGGAAGGAGUGAAAAGUCUCCUUUGACUUUGAAGGGUUCUGUGAUACCUUGAGCCAUCAAAGUCGCAAAUCGAGACAGUUUCUUGCUCAAAAAAAAAAGACAAAGCCACUUUACUCCCCCCCUAGUUUUCCUGUCUGUUGUGUAAGGUAAGAAGUAAUAAGGUGUAUUAUUUUCCUUUUCCAGCAUGUGGUGGUGAACUGAUGGGUAAAUCUGGAACUUUUAAGUCUCCUAAUUUUGCUAAUAACUACCCUAAUAAUGUAACCUGCGUUUGGACGAUUAUUCCACCAAACAGAACAGUGCUCUCUAUUGUAUUCUUCCAGCUUGGGUGGUAAGUCAAGCCAUAUAACAUAACUAACUAAGAACAAACUAACUAAUUAACUAACUAACUAAAUAAUUAAAUACCUUCCGCCUCCAUAUUUAUAUCUGAGACGGAUAGUAGCCCCGUCCGUCGGGCCCAUUAUUGAAUAAACUGAGACGAACUACGAAAGGAAAAAAAAUGUUGAUUUAAAUGAAAGAAGACCGCUGGAUUCAGUUCUCUGGCUUUAUUGGUCCUAUGUCGAAAUGUCCAAGACGAAAUCAACCGUUUCAAACAAGCUUCAAUUCUGUUUUAACCCAUCAACGCUAGCAAACCAAAGAGAAAGGGAUUUUCUAUUAUCGAUGUCCCGAAUUUUGCAUCCUUAUUUGUUACUCAAUAUAUGGAGUUUUUACACCUUGUAUUUGUGUUUCCAGCGGAGAUUUUGUAGAAAUCUUUGUGGGUGGCCGUCUUGAGUGGCGUUUGACAGGAAGGAUGUUAAGGAUGAAGUGUUCCCGCUUCGGCGACGAGGGCGAACAGUUUUCCAACGAUGAAGAUCUUAACGACCUCAUAAGUGGUAUCGACAGGUAUGACGAUAAUGGUGAUGAUAACAGUGACUACGAUGACGAGGAUAUUGACAGGAAAAUCGAUUAUGAGCAGUCUGAAGUUUAUAACGAAGAUGACACUGAUGCUAAUGACAAUGAUGACAAUAACGACGUAUAUAAUGAGAACGACGUUGAAGAUGAAGAAAAUGAUCAACUAGAAAAUGGCGAGUAUCUAGCGGACGCAAAUCCCUGGAGUGGAAGGAAGUGGAGGAGAAUGCGAGGGAGCCGGAGGAGAGUGCGCAGGCUCAGAAGGAGGCUGCAAGUUUUGCGUAUAAGAGGAGGCCAGGAAGUAAGAAUUGUUUUCAGUUCCAAUGGCAAUGGAACCAUGCGUGGGUUCAAAGCUUCCUAUGUGGUUCGACGUAAGUGA
Messenger RNA from Porites evermanni, 3316 nucleotides. The record is from the annotation of a GenBank genome assembly. NCBI's taxonomy places the organism in Eukaryota, Metazoa, Cnidaria, Anthozoa, Scleractinia, Poritidae.